AAGGCAAGGAUACAAAAUGAAACAUACUAACCGUGUGAGUGUUGUUUGAGCUAAGCUAAGUCAAAACCCCUAAACCCUGCGAUGCGGAUGAAAAGGGAGAGGAAGAAGAAAAAGAGUGAUGGCGGUCGCCAACAAAAUGAAGAAAAGAAGACGACGUUGAAGGGAGCUGAGAGGUCUGCAUAUUUCGCACGGAGAGAAGCCGCAAAGGUAUUGAAAACAGUACUCGUUGGAGACGCUAAACGCCGUGCACUUGCAUCCAUCAAAACCCUCGUUUAUCAUCCCUCCGUCAGAAACAAGAAAGCCACAUUCGCUCUCAUCUGUCAAACCCUCAAGCAUCUUCCCAUUAUCAACGAUGUCUUGCAAGCUGCUUCUAUUAUCAACUCCAAGUGGAAGAGGCAACAAGAAUUGAUUUAUAUCAUUGUCUAUGAUAUCCUUUUCGGCCAGGGAGUUCCGCUAGUUGGUGAUGCAGAGAAGUACCUUAUGCGCCACAAGGAUGCCUUACAUUCAACUCUGAAACAGAUUUUGUCAAGGAAAAAUGUCAAGACAGUUAAAGAGUUGUUUGCUCUUCACGAGGUUCCUGAUGUUUCUGUACCUCGAAAUGUUCGUGUCAAUACACUUAAACUGGAUGUUGAUUCUGCCUUAGUUGAACUUCGGAAAAAAUACACGGUUCAAAAGGAUGAUUUAAUUCCUGACUUGCUGAUACUCCCUCCCGGAACUGAUUUACAUGACCAUCCUCUUGUCAAGAACGGAAGCAUAUUUCUGCAAGGUAAGGCGAGUUCCAUGGUGGCACCGGCUCUUAGCCCUGAACCAGGUUGGGAGGUUCUUGAUGCAUGCUCAGCACCAGGCAACAAAACUGUCCACCUUGCUGCCCUUAUGAAGAGAAAGGGUAGGAUUAUAGCAUGUGAGCUGCAAAAGGAAAGGAUUAAGCGCUUGAAUGAUACUAUAAAGCUAUCUGGGGCUUCCAACAUACAGGUUCUCAAUGAGGAUUUCUUGAACAUAAAUCCCAAGGACCCUUCAUAUUCUAAGAUAAAAGCUAUUCUCUUGGAUCCUUCCUGCUCUGGUUCUGGUACUGCUGCUUCUAGACUAGACCAUUUGCUCCCAUCUAAAGCAGCAGGUCAGGAUAUUGAUAUGGAAAGAUUAAACAAGCUUGCAGCUUUUCAGAGAAAAGCUCUUCAGCAUGCCUUCCUUUUUCCAGCUGUUGAGAGAAUUGUGUACAGUACAUGUUCAAUAAACCAAAUUGAGAAUGAAGAUGUUGUGAAAUCUGUUUUGCCCUUAGCUGAGUCAUAUGGAUUCCAACUGGCAAAGCCCUUCCCUGAAUGGCAGUGUCGUGGUCUUCCGGUGUUUGAAGGCUCUGAACACCUAGUUAGGACAGAUCCUGCCAAGCAUGGUGAGGGUUUCUUCAUCGCGUUGUUUUCCAAGAAAGAUGCUAAGCUCUCGGUGAGGUCAAAUAAUAAUGAUAAUAGGAAUAUUCACAGUUCUACCAGAACUAGAAACUUGCGAAGGAAGAAACCGAUGUUAAUUCACACUAAUCUGUUCAGAAUGUGGUUAUAUGGUCAUCUAAACCGGUGUAGAAUACAAGACAAAUCGUUUAGUGGUUAAAAUUGGAGAGAUAAAAGAGCAGACUAAGAUACUAUUUAUGUUUUCUUUUCAGUGUAAAACCAGUUCAGAAAAUCGAUCAUUGAUUGAAGUGGUUUUGUUUGCUGCAUUUUUACAAAUGAAAGGGAAAGAUGAUAUUCCUUUUUCUAAAAAAACAAAGUAACCUAUGUUAGUUUGUACUGAUGAAAGCUAUGGAGACUGAACCUUUUCUUACCAAUGUAUUGAAUGUUUCUUGCUCA
Molecule: messenger RNA, 1835 nt
Organism: Cicer arietinum (chickpea)
Lineage: Eukaryota; Viridiplantae; Streptophyta; Magnoliopsida; Fabales; Fabaceae
Product: 25S rRNA (cytosine-C(5))-methyltransferase NSUN5
Biological process (GO): rRNA base methylation
Cellular component (GO): nucleolus
Molecular function (GO): RNA methyltransferase activity
Source: RefSeq, a predicted model, not a curated record